This is a messenger RNA of Dama dama (fallow deer), 2130 nucleotides long. It is a transcript of the gene KCND2, whose product is annotated as potassium voltage-gated channel subfamily D member 2. The record is from RefSeq and is a predicted model, not a curated record. Gene Ontology annotation, cellular component: voltage-gated potassium channel complex; membrane. Lineage: Eukaryota; Metazoa; Chordata; Mammalia; Artiodactyla; Cervidae. Gene Ontology annotation, molecular function: protein binding; voltage-gated monoatomic ion channel activity involved in regulation of postsynaptic membrane potential; A-type (transient outward) potassium channel activity. Bases 238 to 2130 code for a protein of 630 amino acids. The transcript is spliced from 6 exons. Gene Ontology annotation, biological process: protein homooligomerization; potassium ion transmembrane transport.
GAUUGUUAGGACAUUGUAUUUUCCCCCUCCUGCUACUCCAAAAAUAUUACCUGUCUUUGAAGGAACUUGCCCUUCUGCGAACUGUGACCUCAUCAGGAGCCCUCGGUUGAAUAAGGCCGAUAGUGGACCACGUGUCUCAGUAGUGUUUUCUUUGACGGGCGGAAGUGGGUGAUUGUGGCUACAUUGAGGGACCGACAGUAGACUUGACUGCCCUUCCGGCCUCUGCUUGAAGGAACCAUGGCGGCGGGGGUAGCAGCGUGGCUGCCCUUUGCAAGGGCAGCGGCCAUCGGGUGGAUGCCUGUGGCCUCGGGGCCCAUGCCAGCUCCCCCGAGGCAGGAGAGGAAAAGGACUCAAGAUGCUCUCAUUGUGCUGAACGUGAGUGGCACUCGUUUCCAGACGUGGCAGGACACCCUGGAACGUUACCCAGACACUCUGCUGGGCAGUUCAGAGAGGGACUUUUUCUACCAUCCGGAGACUCAGCAGUAUUUUUUUGACCGUGACCCAGACAUCUUUCGCCACAUCCUGAAUUUCUACCGCACUGGGAAGCUCCACUACCCUCGCCAUGAGUGCAUCUCCGCUUAUGAUGAAGAAUUGGCCUUCUUUGGCCUCAUCCCAGAGAUUAUUGGCGACUGCUGUUACGAGGAGUACAAGGAUCGCCGGCGAGAGAACGCCGAGCGUCUCCAGGACGAUGCUGACACGGACAACGCCGGAGAGAGUGCGCUGCCCACCAUGACCGCUCGGCAGAGGGUCUGGCGGGCCUUUGAGAACCCCCACACCAGCACCAUGGCCCUGGUGUUCUACUAUGUUACCGGGUUCUUCAUUGCCGUCUCAGUCAUCGCCAAUGUGGUGGAAACAGUGCCAUGUGGGUCCAGCCCGGGUCACAUUAAAGAACUGCCCUGUGGGGAGCGGUACGCCGUGGCCUUCUUUUGCCUGGACACAGCCUGUGUCAUGAUCUUCACAGUGGAGUACUUGCUUCGCCUGGCGGCAGCUCCUAGCCGUUACCGCUUUGUGCGUAGCGUCAUGAGUAUCAUCGACGUGGUGGCCAUCCUACCGUAUUACAUUGGGCUGGUGAUGACAGACAAUGAGGAUGUCAGUGGAGCCUUUGUCACGCUCCGCGUCUUCCGGGUCUUCCGGAUCUUUAAGUUUUCCCGCCACUCGCAAGGCCUGCGCAUCCUGGGGUAUACGCUGAAAAGUUGUGCCUCAGAGCUGGGCUUCUUGCUCUUCUCGCUCACCAUGGCUAUCAUCAUCUUCGCUACAGUUAUGUUCUACGCCGAGAAGGGGUCUUCGGCCAGCAAGUUCACCAGCAUCCCUGCUGCUUUCUGGUACACCAUCGUCACCAUGACAACGCUAGGGUAUGGUGACAUGGUACCAAAAACCAUAGCAGGGAAGAUUUUUGGUUCCAUCUGUUCGCUGAGUGGAGUCUUGGUCAUUGCUCUACCCGUCCCAGUGAUCGUAUCCAACUUCAGUCGGAUCUACCACCAGAAUCAACGAGCAGACAAACGAAGAGCACAAAAGAAAGCCAGACUGGCCAGGAUCCGGGCAGCCAAAAGCGGAAGUGCAAAUGCUUACAUGCAGAGCAAACGGAAUGGCUUACUCAGUAACCAACUGCAGUCCUCCGAGGAUGAGCAGGCCUUUGUUAGCAAAUCUGGCUCCAGCUUUGAAACCCAGCACCACCACCUGCUUCACUGCCUAGAAAAAACCACGAAUCACGAAUUUGUGGAUGAACAAGUCUUUGAAGAAAGCUGCAUGGAAGUUGCAACAGUUAAUCGUCCUUCAAGUCACAGUCCCUCUCUUUCUUCACAACAAGGAGUCACCAGCACUUGCUGUUCAAGACGACACAAAAAAACCUUCCGCAUUCCAAACGCCAACGUAUCUGGAAGCCACCGAGGGAGCGUGCAAGAACUCAGCACGAUUCAGAUUAGAUGUGUGGAGAGAACCCCACUAUCUAACAGCCGAUCCAGUUUAAAUGCCAAAAUGGAAGAGUGUGUUAAACUAAACUGUGAACAACCUUAUGUGACUACAGCAAUAAUAAGCAUCCCAACACCUCCAGUCACCACCCCCGAAGGAGAUGACAGGCCAGAGUCUCCCGAGUACUCAGGAGGCAAUAUCGUCAGAGUGUCUGCUCUGUAA